Molecule: messenger RNA, 1089 nt
Organism: Condylostylus longicornis
Lineage: Eukaryota; Metazoa; Arthropoda; Insecta; Diptera; Dolichopodidae
Exons: 5
Coding region: 108-1073 (321 amino acids)
Biological process (GO): lipid metabolic process
Cellular component (GO): membrane
Molecular function (GO): oxidoreductase activity, acting on the CH-CH group of donors
Source: RefSeq, a predicted model, not a curated record
UUUUUUUUUUUUUAUUAUUAUUAAAAAAUACGUAGGUAUAAAUUUUUCUUUAAUAAAAAAAAAAAUUUAAGUAGUUGUGAAGAAAAAAAUCAAAAAAAAAAGCAAAAAUGAGGAAAAUGGUUUUGCGUGUCUUAGAUGACGACCAUUUUGCCAUAAGUGCAAUUGUUACCGUUGUUAUGCAAAUAAUAUUUUUCUUAAUUAAUUCUGUUUUUUCAAUGGAUAAAUUAACUGAUUUUGCUGGUGGUGUUAAUUUUAUUAUUGUAGCUUUAUUAACAUUUUUUUUAGGACAAAUUGAAAGGCCACAUAAGGCAUAUGAUAGUCGACAAUUAAUGGUGACAGUUUUUGUAUGUCUAUGGGGAGCACGUUUAUCGGGUUACUUAUUAUAUAGAAUUGUUAAAAUUGGACGUGAUAAGCAAUUUGAAGAUACAAAAAGGAAUAUAAUAAGAUACGCAAUAUUUUGGUCGUUUCAAGCUGUUUGGGUAUUUGUUGUAUCAUUACCAGUUAUAAUAAUAAAUUCACCACGCCAUACACAACCUCAUGCACCGAAAACAAUGACAACAUUAGAUUCAGCUGGUACUGGAAUGUUUGUUGUUGGUUUAUUAGCUGAAACAUAUGCUGAUCUACAAAAAUUCUCAUUUCGUCAAGAUCCAUCAAAUCAAGGGAAAUUUUGUAAUGAUGGACUGUGGAGAAUGUCAAGGCAUCCGAAUUAUUUUGGUGAAAUUGUUAUAUGGUGGGGUAUAUUUGUGAUAUCAUUAAAUGUAAUACAAGGCGUUGAAUGGGUUGCUAUUAUGUCACCUAUAUUUACAACAUUAAUUAUAUUAUUUUUAUCUGGUAUACCGUUACGUGAAAGAUCAGCAGAUGAAAAAUAUAAAGAUUCGAUGGAGUAUAGAAAAUAUAAAGCUUCAACAUCACCAUUAAUACCGAUACCACCAUCAAUAUAUGUUGAAGUACCAAGUGCAUUAAAAUUUAUACUAUGCUGUGAAUUUCCACUAUAUGAUUCUUUAGAUAUACAAAAAGAGAAUUUAAGUCCAUAUUCAUUAUCAUUAGCACAUUCACAUUCACAACACAUAUAGCAAUCAGCACAUCAUG